Molecule: messenger RNA, 1902 nt
Organism: Cladocopium goreaui
Lineage: Eukaryota; Dinophyceae; Suessiales; Symbiodiniaceae
Source: the annotation of a GenBank genome assembly
AUGCAAACACCACUCUUGGAGAUGCGCUUGGAACUGGUGGAGGCGGAUAGCAAAGGUAUCGCCAAGGCCUUCAAGCAGGGCGCCCCCGAGUUGCGAGGAUGGAUCGAGCAAGAUCCUGCACGACUGGACAUGCUAGGUGCCUCCUUCUUAGCCUACGCAGAGGAACGUCUUUCGGAGAAGUUGCCCAAGUGGUCGCAGCUCCUACAGGAGCUCCUGGAGGAGUCGGCUGCCGCCAGCCUGGAUGAGGAUGAGGAGCUACAAAAGGUGGCGGAGAAGGCGGUGACGCAGUUGGUGAAAAGUGGCCUGCUGCAAGCGAAGAAGAAGAGCUGUGAAGUGGGCGAUCCAGUCCUGGCGUUUCUGCCUGAAGAUCAAGAAUGGCACCCUGCCGUGGUGGAGGCUCUGGCCCCAGAGGGGCGGCUGAAGCUGAUCUUCAUCGAGUACGGCAAGCCUCAAGAGGUGCCCAUGGACGAGGUGCGCGCCAUGGAGGAUGUUGCGGAGGAGGGCGAAGAAGGCGAAGGCGAAUGUGAGAUGUGUCAGCGCGAGUUGAAGCUCACCUUCCAUCAUCUCAUUCCCAAGGACAAACACCCCACCUACCUGGGCAAGCGCUUGCCCAAUGGGAUCGAAGGGGAACCUACGCGAUACUUCUUGAAUAGCUAUGGUCUGAUGAUUUGUCGUCAGUGCCACAACACGGUGCAUAACAUCGCCAGCAACGAGGUCUUGGCUGCCCAGUACAACACCUUGCAGAAGCUGUUGGCCCACCCCGUGAUUCAGCGCUGGGUCGACUUCGCCAAGAAGCGUCGCAGCAGCAGCGGCAAAGAUUGCCAGGACGAGUUGGACGAGAAGGACUCACGGUCCACAGGGGCCGCCCCGGCCCCGGGGCCCCCGGGGCCCCCGGGCCCCCCGGGGCCCCCGGGGCCUCCGGAGCUGGGUGGCCAUUCCAUCUCCGCGCUGCGCGUUUGUCGCCGCCUGGUUCAGCUUGGUAGUGGAGGACAUGGGAACGAAGAAGAUGCUCUAGGAGGCGAUUUGGGAGAGCUUUCGGGCACUUUUGCCCCACAGGAGCUCCUGACAAGGCCCAAAUUCCUUCACUAUGUGCAGUUCCUCCAGGAAGCUUUAGGCGCUUUAGGUGAAAUGAGGCCUGAUGCAAAGGAGGAGACAGGCAUUGCCGAGGGCGACGCUGAGGAUGCCGUGCAGUUGCUACAUCGAGCUGCUGCGGCGGGUUCAACAACUCUGAUCGAUUUCAUCAUUGGUCGGGGCCUGGCGCCAGUGGAUGGACAUUGCAGCAACAAGCGUCUCAAGGCAGCCACCAGAGCUCAGAGAUCCUUGCAGCAUACUGGCAAGUCGGGACUCCGACCCACUGCCCCGCUCCACAGCGCGGUCGCAUAUCCAGAGGCCGUGGUCGCCUUGCUGCGACACGGAGCACAGCUCACGGCCACGGAGGCCCACGGAGUGAUGGCUGUGCACCUGGCGGCGGCGCAGCAGUCUCCAGAGGUAGUCGAGCUACUCUUGGACGCGAAGGCACCUUUGGCAGCCAAAGACCUUAACCAGCAAACUGUUUUGCACUUUGCAGCACGGACUGGAGUUUCUAGGACCUUGGUGGCUUUGUUGAAACGUUGGCUGGCAGAUGAGGCAACUGCCUCUCAAGGUGCCCGUGUCUACGGUGGCGCACUGGACUGGCGCGACCGCUGGCACCGCACCCCCUUGCACUGGGCGGUGCUGAAUGGACAUCUCGAAAGUUGCAAGGCCUUGCUGGAGGCACGAGCCAAUGCGGAUCCGACGAAGGUGCGUGCCUAUCGCCAUGAGAGGAGUACCUCGCUAAGGCAUGAGAGCCCCUUGGAGAUUGCGCAGCGCAUGAACUCCACCGAAAUGGUGGCUCUUCUCCUCCAGCACGGCGCUGCCGGUUGA